This is a messenger RNA of Apaloderma vittatum (bar-tailed trogon), 5381 nucleotides long. RefSeq names its product ubiquitin specific peptidase 54 (gene USP54). Gene Ontology annotation, biological process: protein deubiquitination. The record is from RefSeq and is a predicted model, not a curated record. Gene Ontology annotation, molecular function: cysteine-type deubiquitinase activity. The coding region runs from base 132 to 5381 and encodes 1749 amino acids. The transcript has 22 exons. NCBI's taxonomy places the organism in Eukaryota, Metazoa, Chordata, Aves, Trogoniformes, Trogonidae.
AUUCUGUUUAUAAUUCAAAGAAGUUCGGAUGUUGUUCCGGUUCUAAAUUUUGGUGAAAGAAAGGGAAGGGUCUGAUUGAGUUAAAUACUUCACCAGCCUAAACCUACAUAUUCUGCAGGUGAAACUGGAAGAUGUCUUGGAAAAGAAAUUAUUUUUCUGUGGGUCGGGGGAAUGUACAGGGCAUGUUUACCCCACGGAAUACAACCUCAAUAGCACCCAGUAAAGGUCUCAGCAAUGAACCAGGACAGAACAGUUGCUUCCUGAAUAGUGCGCUGCAGGUUCUCUGGCACCUGGACAUUUUUCGCCGCAGUUUCCGGCAAAUCACAACGCACAAAUGUAUGGGUGAUUCCUGCAUCUUCUGUGCUCUUAAGGGCAUCUUCAACCAGUUUCAGUGUAGCAGUGAGAAGGUGCUGCCUUCUGAUGCUCUGCGCACUGCGCUCGCAAAGACAUUUCAGGAUGAGCAGCGCUUCCAGCUGGGCAUCAUGGAUGAUGCUGCUGAGUGUUUUGAAAACCUGUUAAUGCGAAUUCACUUCCACAUUGCAGAUGAGACAAAGGAAGAUAUUUGCACUGCGCCACAUUGUGUUUCCCAUCAGAAGUUUGCAAUGACCUUGUUUGAACAGUGUGUUUGUACCAGCUGUGGUGCCACCUCUGACCCAUUGCCUUUCAUCCAGAUGGUACAUUAUAUUUCCACAACCUCUCUCUGCAAUCAAGCUAUUUGCAUGCUGGAGAGACGAGAGAAACCCACUCCAGAUAUGUUUGGAGAGCUACUACAGAAUGCCAGCACAAUGGGAGAUCUACGAAAUUGUCCAAGUAACUGUGGGGAAAAGAUUCGUAUUCGUCGUGUGCUGAUGAACUCUCCACAGAUCAUUACCAUCGGCUUGGUUUGGGACUCGGACCACUCUGAUCUCGCUGAGGAUGUGAUUCACAGUCUGGGCACUUGCCUUAAACUGGGAGAUCUCUUUUUCAGAGUAACCGAUGACAGAGCAAAACACUCAGAGCUAUAUUUGGUGGGAAUGAUCUGUUACUACGGAAAACACUAUUCUACCUUCUUCUUCCAAACUAAAAUCCGCAAGUGGAUGUACUUUGAUGAUGCUCAUGUCAAAGAGAUUGGUCCCAAAUGGAAGGAUGUUGUGACAAAGUGCAUUAAGGGUCACUAUCAGCCUUUGCUGCUGCUGUAUGCAGAUCCAAGAGGAACUCCAGUGUCAACACAAGACUUGCCCCCUCAAGUGGAUUUACAGCAAUAUAGCAGGACUUGCUAUGACAGUGAAGACUCUGGGAGAGAACCUUCCAUCUCCAGUGAUACCAGGACAGAUUCCUCUACGGACAGCUGUCCUUACAAACAGGCACACCAUGAGUCUGUGGUCAGUCACUUCUCCUCUGACUCGCAAGGGACAGUCAUCUACAAUGUGGAAAAUGAUGCGGCUUCGCAAAGCAGCAGGGACACAGGGCACCUGACUGACAGUGAGUGCAAUCAGAGGCAUGUUUCCAAAAAGGGCUCGCUGGCAGACCGCAAGAGGAGUUCUAGCAGGUCUCGGCGAAAAGAUGAGGCUCAGUCAUCAGGAUACCAUAGCGAAGGAGAAACCUUGAAGGAGAAACAAGCCCCCAGAACUGCCCCCAAACCAUCCAGCAGCACAAGCAGGCUGAGGGAAUUUAAAGAAACAGUGAGCAAUAUGAUCCACAGCAGACCUCAGCAGAUUUCUCAAACCAUCCAGAGUUCCCCUCGCGGAGGGAGUAUUGUGGAUCAGGCAGAAACACGACCCUCAAAAGGCCUGUCUGCACACUCUCGAGACUGGGAAGUGGAGAGUACCAGUAGUGAGUCUAAAUCCAGUUCAUCUAGCAGAUACCGGCCAACCUGGAGACCCAAAAGAGAGUCUCUGAACAUAGACAGCAUCUUCAAUAAAGACAAGAGGAAACACUGUGGCUACACUCAGCUUAGCCCUUUCUCUGAAGAAGGAGGCAAAGAGCUUAUUGAGAACGAGGUGAAGGAACACACUGUUCAAGAAACAAGAUCGAGCCAGUCCAAUGUCAGAUACAAGCGUGGCGUGCUAGGCCGGGGCACGCAGUAUCAUAUGGUGGAUCAGCAUCCUCACCUAAUACAGAGGAUGGAGUCUGGGUAUGAAAGCAGUGAACGCAACAGCAACAGCCCAGUUAGCCUGGACAUGCCCUUGUCUGAGAGCUCAAGCACCCACAGGGAUGUUCAUAUGAAGCGAGCGGGUGGCUUGGUUCCCGCCUGGCGUAACAUCCCGAAGUCUCACAGUAGCAGCAUCUUGGAAGUGGAGUCCUCUUCAUCAGCUGGGAGCUGGGCAAACAGCCCCCACACCCUUGGAAACGGUGGGGAGAUAUUUGUCCCUUUAAAGAGUGAACUGGAUGAACUGCAAGAGGAGGUGGCAAGGAGAGCACAUGAACAAGAAUUACGAAGAAAAAGAGAAAAGGAAAUGGAGGCAGCAAUGGGCUUUAAUCCCCGUCCUAGCAGGUUCAUGGAUCUAGAUGAACUGCAGAAUCAGGGGAGGAGUGAUGGCUUUGAGAAGUCGAUGCAGGAGGCAGACUCGAUCUUUGAAGAGUCACUGAAUCAGGAGCAGAAGGGGGAUUGUGCUGCAGCUUUGGCUCUCUGUAACGAAGCUAUAUCUAAACUAAGACUUGCCAUGCAUGAUGCCAGCGCUAGUACUCACAGCAGAGCCCUAGUCGAUAAGAAGCUGCAAAUCAGUAUCCGAAAAGCCCGGAGCCUCCAGGAUCGCAUGCAGCACCAACAGCCAUCGCAGCCGCUGCCGCCGCCAACCUGCCACCCACCACAGGGCGGCACCGUGGCCCAGUCUACAAGUGAACAGACUGGCCCGCUCCAAGUACUGCUGAGCCAGGAGGUACCACUGGAACCCAACAAAGAAGUGGAAUUUGGGUCCAGUUCUUUCUUCCACCCACCUGCUUCCUGCCAUGAAUUGCACUCAUCAUUAUAUCCAGAGUCUUCCUCCUUACCCCCUUCUGCAAGCAAUCCAUCCAACAGGAUCUCUCCAAACUUCCAGUCUGCUUCUGCUGAUUUUCAUGACCAAGUUCCCUCUUUUCCCUAUAGGCAAGGGCUGGCAGAGAGGGCUCCAAGAACUGAGAAUGAUGCCCACCGUAGUGUGGAAUUUGCUGACACCACAGCCACAGGGCCAAAAGACUAUAGGGAAUGCUGCAGUAGCAGUAAGUUAGAAGAGGUUCAUAACAUAACGCCUAUUCUCACAGCUCAGUACAAAUCCAAGGCUAACACAGUAAGCUCUGGGUCUUUGCCUACACUGUUUUCCUGUCCACAUCCACCACAAGCAGCAUCUCCUGAAAAGGACGGCCAGCACAGUCCUUGCUCCAAACUUGCAAGCUCACCAGUGCGGCCCAGCAUUGAUCAUUUAGGGGCCUAUCGUGCGAUGACCCCUGCAACUUCAUCCCCUGCGUGGCAGUGCUCUUUGGAUCCUUUGCAGAAAACCAAUAAGUACUCCAGAGCAAACAGCCAGGAGAUUUUAUUACCCUCGCAGGAUGAAUAUGGCACAGCAGAAGGUUGCAAAUCUGAGGCUCUUAGUACAAAGGGACAUGUUCGUUCCCUGGCAGAGCAGUUUCAGAAAAUGCAUGCAGUCUCCCAGAGAAAAGGUACCCAUGAAAAAGGCUGGAUUGCUACAGUGUGUCAGGAUGAGAAGUCUCCAAAGUUAACACAAAAAUCUUUCAUCAACCCUUCAUCCUCUGGUUACAGACCGCUAAUUCAUCAAAAACAAGAGAACAAAAACCAGUCUUCUGAAAAAUUGCACUCAACUGUGGAUAUUAGGGAUGGGGUAGUUUCUUUGGAGGGUUUUAGUGCCCAGCAUGUUGCUUCUAAGAGUAUUUGUUCUCACGGUGAAGAGAUGUGUAGAAGAGGUGGACAGAAUAUAGCAGAUCCUGCACCCUACCUGGAAAGGCACUGUCAUGAUGGAGGAAUGAAACAGGUGGAUGAUGGAGCUACUAGUAGCAUGGUUGCCUCUAUGCCUGUGGACCGUUGGGUGGAUAAUGUUACUAGGUAUUACAGUUCUCAGAAGGCUAAUAAGAAUACUGAAUGGCUUCCUGUGCCUGGGAGGAGUCCACCCCUUUCUGAUCUGAGAGCAGUUGGAGAUGACUUGAGCAGGAUCCCAGUGCAUCUGCAUCCACAGUGGAAUCAAGACACAGAACAGGAGCUCUCAGAACUGGAAUCCCUCUAUCAGACUAGUCUGCAGGCAUCUCAGGCCACUCGGCCUUUCUUGGGAAGACAGGACAGUGCUAGGUAUCCAUUUGACCAAUCAGUCUCUGCGAACCUGAAUGUGAGGAAGCUGCACGCUAUGGCUGGCAUGGGUCUCUCGAAAACCCCGACAGCAGAGAUCGAGCGCAGUCUGUGUGGAUCCACUGUCUCUUCUGUCUCCAAGGUCAUGUGUACCAGAGAACAUAGCAGGGGACCAGAAGAGGAGGAAAUGUACAGUGCAGAGAAUUUCCGUCGCAUUGCUCGUAGUCUCAGUGGGACAGUCAUCUCAAACAGAGAAGAGACUUUGGUCUCUUCUCACAGUUUUGAAGCACCAAACACGAGGAAAAUGCCAGUGGACACCAGCCACCGUUCUUCCAGCUCCACUUCCCUUCCUUUCCCCCAUGAUCCUCCUGUGUUUCCCUUUGAUCCCCAGCACAACCCAAACCAAGUGCAGCACGUACCCCAUGAUGUACUGAUGCCCAGCAUGGUGGGCAAGGCACGUAAACCGUCAGGAGAUCAGAACAACAUCAUCCAGAAACUUUUGGUUGUGCCUGACAGGGGUGAAGCUUUCCAAGGUGAAGACUACCCAGGUGUUACACUGAGCUACGGGAGUCUCUCUUGUGCACCCAAAGACACCCUCUCCCAGGGCCAAAAGCCUCUUGUUAAUCCACAUUUUGGAGGUGGAGCGUCAAGUGUCUCUGGCCAUUGGCUGAACACAAGCUACCCUGCCAGGCACACAGCCACGUUACCAGAUAAACGAACAAAGCUCUGGGGGAAACAUGCUGGCCAGCCAGGCAAGAGUUUACAGGAGGGCUUCCUCCAGCAGCCUUCACAACAUCCAGUGCAUCAGUCUUACGCCAGCGGUGGCAGACUGUUGGCCAGUACAGACUUCAGCUCUUUAAAAAUGCCACGUGAGCCUUCUUGGGAUCCCGGCGCCUCUCAAGGUUGUCCUGUGCCCCCUUCCUGUGUUAAGGCCCCGGGUCCAAGGAGAGUUGAUAUGCCCCCAGAAGAAGACUGGCGACAGAACAGCUACACCCCUCAGCCUGGCAGAAGGCGAAUGCUGCCAAUGCACGGGAUGGAUGGGCCUUUUUCUCCUGCUUCGGAGGCACACAGAAAUGCGCUGGCUCGAGCAGCAGCAGCUACUGGCACCACGCAGAACAAUGGCUGGUGA